UUUCUCUAAUGUCAAAUAUAUGUGAGGUUGCGUUCAGAGAUGAUAAUUUUAUAAAUAUUAAAGUUAUAUUCCACUUUGUACGAGUGUUACAAUUUUUUCUAAAAAAAAAUAUUUACACAUACGUCAAAAGAUAAACAUAAAUCGAAUUUGUCAUUGAUAUGGUUUCUGGAACGCAGCUAUAGUUGUGUUUACAAAAGUUAAAAGUUAAUUUCAAUUCAUAGCUCGUAAGACUUUUGGAAAAGUUAAAAAGAAAAAGUUUACGUAAAUAUAAAUAUUUUGAUUCCAACAGAAAUGGUUUCAUAAAAAGAAUUUACAAAAAAUUUUUUAAGAUCAUAAAAUAAUUUAAAUAACAUUCAAUUACAUAAAAUGUCGGUUCAACAAAUGUUUUGUUUGCGAUGGAAUAAUCAUCAAUCAAAUUUUAUUUCUGUAUGUUCAUCACUACUACAUAAUGGAUCUUUAGUUGACGUCACAUUAGCUGCAGAAGGAAAACAGCUUCAAGCACAUAAAAUUGUUUUAUCCACUUGUAGUUCGUACUUUCAAGCACUUUUUACUGCAAAUCCUUGUCAACAUCCAAUAGUUAUUCUUAAGGAUGUUCAAUACAGCGAUUUGAAAACAAUGGUCGACUUUAUGUAUUAUGGAGAGGUGAAUGUUUCGCAAGAGCAAUUACCUCACAUUUUAAAAACGGCUGAAAUGUUAAAAAUAAAGGGACUAGCGGAUAUGCCAACUGACGCUGCUACGUUGACAAAAUCAGAAAGUAAAUCAUCUGACCACACAGAUCACUUGCAAAGAAGCGGAAGCGGUUCAGAUUCUCUUUGGGAUAAUUCUGAAUCGCAGUAUCAAGAACAGCAGCAACAACAACAACCGCAGCAGCAAUUGUCUUUGACUGAAGAGUACAGUCAAAGAAGAGACAUAAGGUCACAGAGUCCCCCUCAAAUAAGAAGAACACGUUCAGCUGAAUCGGUUUCACCACCAGCAGCACGACGAAAAAGAUUGAGAAAAUCACCUAACAAUGGAUCAACUGACGAAAGUUGUAAUAUUGAAUGCAAAGUUAAUCAAUUUUCAGUUUCAAGGGAACAAAUUCGCGAGAAAUCUGCAAAAGAAGUAUGUCGGACUGAAUUUAUUCGGGAGGAAGCUACAAUAAAUGAAAUUGAAAAUCCUAAACUUCGUAUACAACCAAUAAAGCCAGAAAUUGAACUUCCAAUUCCGCAACACACUCAACCAACAAUUUCCCAUUCACGUUCAUUAGAAAUAACUAGUUCAUUAUCACCUACAGAGCAAAUUAUUCCUUCACAAACUUCAAAUUCUGAUCAACCUUUUUUAUCAAACCAGCAAAAUUUAUCAACUGCUGCUAAACGUAAUCGAUUCUUAAUACGUCAACCGCGUAUAAAACGUGAAAGCGAUAACAUUCAUCAAACAGCAUCGCUUGAUAUUAAAUCGACGAAUGAAUUAAUUGAAUAUGAAGUUGGAGGCGGCAGUGGCAUCAUGUCACAUGUACGCAAUCAAAGUUAUCAAGAAACAUUAUUGACGGUCCCUCCAAGAAUAGAACGUCAUGCCUCAGAGCCGUUACCUGUUUUGGAACCUUCAACGCCACACUUAUUGACAGUGCCAUCACAUUCAUCAGGUCCUCCAUUUUUAGUCAAACAACAUUCUCAUCCUUUGUUACCGAGCCAGCAAGCACAAUCUUCUUCUUUUCUAUUGGUUCAUAAUACAAAUGAAAGUCCUGCAUCAAUCACAAGGCAAUUGUCGCAUCCUCUGACUUUAUCUUUGUCAACCGAAUCUAGUCCAACAGUUUCAUCGAUAGCUAUUUCAGGUUCUGGAAUAGGGAGAAUUCCUAAAAAUGAUGAUUUAGAUCCAACUAAUUUAAGUUCAGAAAUAACUGAUUAUACUGGGAAUAUCAGUGGUGGAAACAGCUCGGCGGGUAGUGGUAAUAUAAAUGUUGUUCCUCCUAGCUCUCUGAUUGCAUCAACUGCAACAACAUCCUCUGUUAGAGAUCAUCAAUUGAAGGUGUCGUCAAUAACAACAUCGGCAAGUGCAUCUUCCUUUGGAAGAAAAAAAAUAAAUGCUGAAACCCCAAGUAAUAUAGUACCCCCACCAAUUACAAAAGCUCACAGUUCUAGUGUUAUUUCGUUAUCAGAAAGUUUUUUCAGUACCAGUACUACAACCAGUGUUAGCGGCGUUGGUAACAGUGGAGGUAACAAUUCCUCACCGAUGAGAGUUAAAUCGGAAGAUUUACAGAGAUCUGUAUCAUCACCACUUGUUUUAAAUCAGGACCCACCGUCAUUUGAAUGUGUAUCACGUUCAAGCCACUGCCCAGUCAUACGUCCCGGCCCAGCACUAGGUUGCAAUUUCUGUUGGAAUACAAUUGAUGCUCAUGGUAGAAUAUUAAGAAGAAAAACAAAAUAUCAUUGCCCUGAAUGUCAAACAAAUCUAUGUAUUGUUCCAUGUUUUCAAGAAUAUCAUGAGAGACAAUCUACUGAAAAUACGUCCACCAACUCGACAAAAGAAAAUAGUAAAUCUCAAUCCUCAGGUUUGAAACAUCAUCCAAAAACAGAAUCAUUUUAAAAAAAAACUUGAAUAUGUACAUGAAUAGUUCUUGUUUUGUUUUUUUUUAAGAAUAACCUGUGUUAUUUUAAUUUGAUGUGUCUGUGAAUUUUAAGAAAAUAAAUAUAUACAUAUAUAUAUAUAUAUACAAACAUAAACUUGUAAAAUUAAAAUGAUAAAAUUAUUUUUUAAUUCUAAAAAUGUAAAAAAAAAAUGAACUAUUUUAUUAAAAUACAGAUAACAGGAAUUGUUAAAUAAAAAAAUGUGUAAAAUAUGAAAAAAAAAGAAAAAAUAAAAGUUUGAUUUUCAUAAUGAAUGGUUA
This is a messenger RNA of Condylostylus longicornis, 2863 nucleotides long. RefSeq names its product peroxisomal membrane protein PEX14-like. Gene Ontology annotation, biological process: regulation of transcription by RNA polymerase II. The transcript has 2 exons. Gene Ontology annotation, molecular function: protein binding. Lineage: Eukaryota; Metazoa; Arthropoda; Insecta; Diptera; Dolichopodidae. The record is from RefSeq and is a predicted model, not a curated record. Bases 367 to 2562 code for a protein of 731 amino acids. Gene Ontology annotation, cellular component: nucleus.